AUGAAUAUGUUGGAUGAUGAAGAUGACCAAAGCUUCCAGGCUACGCGUGACGGCUACUCCCAUUUGAGCGAUGUCGAAUGGGAUGCGGUUGAACGAAUGGGUUCAACCAUGGGCAUCUAUGCUGUUAGCGUCAUGCUAGAGGCUCUCAAUAGAGAUGCCCAACAUGCUACUAUCGUCAAGUUCAUUCAAAAUGAACUUGACACAGAACGCGAGAAAGUAGCCUUGCUUCACCAACAAGGUUCUCAACAAGCAGAGUUGUUGAGAGAACAGGGUGCUCAACAGUUUGAACUGUUGAGACAGCAGCAGGCUGCUGCUGGUGGGUCGAUGCACUCUCGUCGACCCGAAACCUUGAAGAUUGACAGCUCCAAGUAUAGGGGAGUCGAAGAGGACUCCCUCUUGAGAUGGUUCGUCGAAUUGGAUGACGCCAUAAGGGCGCGUAGAAUCGACGAUGGGGAUAUGCAAGUUGCAUUUGCCCAGUCAAAUCUCGCAGGACGUGCCAAGACUUGGGCACUGGGGCUCAAGUUGCACGACCCAUAUGCGUUUGGAUCUUCAAGUCGCGGCUCAGACAAACGUUUGAACCGCCUAGAGCUGAGUUCAGAGCUCAAACCGAACCCUUGA
This is a messenger RNA of Peronospora matthiolae, 618 nucleotides long. The record is from the annotation of a GenBank genome assembly. Lineage: Eukaryota; Oomycota; Peronosporomycetes; Peronosporales; Peronosporaceae.